AUUUGUGCAGCUUCAGAUUGUGUUCAACGUAAAUCAUUUCAUAAGCUCUGUGGUUCGUCUCAGACAUGCACCCGCAGAUUCUCAUCGUCAGUGUGAUACAUAUGCUGUAUUGUCACCGUAUAUGGAUAGUUGGCAGAGAUCGCGCAAGAAUUUUUCGUGCAAUACCGGGCAUAGUCAUCGUUCUAGGUUCAGGUGUUGCCAGCUUUCUGAUUUGGGUGUUAUAUAAUCACAAUAUUUCGACUGGAAUGUUUUUGACCCGGUGGACCGUUUUCAUGGCUUUCGGCGUAGCUACUUUCCUCGAUGUGCUCAUUACAUCCUCGCUAUGGUAUCUCCUCGCUAAAUCCCGCACUGGGUGCUCUGACACGGAUUGCUUGAUCACAAAGCUCAUUUUUUAUACCAUCAAUAGUGGUUGUCUGACGAGUAUAUCUGCAUUGACAUCUAUCAUCAUAUGCGCAGUGAUGCCAUACAGCUUCGUCUUCUUCAGCUUUCAAUUUAUAGUAGCCAAACUCUACGUCAACUCGUACAUCGCACUUCUGAACGUGGGAUACUACACGCAAUCAUUCAACGCAGGUGCCAUCAAUUCUUUCGAACUUCGUGAGCCCCAGAGAGACUCCACUGACACCAAUCCCGGGCUGCACGACCUGUCGCAGGAGAAAUUACCAUCAUUUCGGAGGAGCAUGCUCGCUCAUCCCGAAGUUGAAGUGACACCUCCCACUCGACCCUUGGGAGUUGCCAUGCCACACCGGUCGAUUUUGGUGACGGUGCAGAAGGAGUCUUUCAUAGACAUGUAAAUGAAUUAUCCGUCCAUCUGGUCAUGAGACAGAAUACCAAAAUUUUCGGUUUCCU
Messenger RNA from Suillus discolor, 846 nucleotides. RefSeq lists its product as uncharacterized. The transcript has 12 exons. Lineage: Eukaryota; Fungi; Basidiomycota; Agaricomycetes; Boletales; Suillaceae. The record is from RefSeq and is a predicted model, not a curated record. The coding region runs from base 66 to 791 and encodes 241 amino acids.